UGACAUCACCAUCAAACCGUCAUCGAUCCCCCUUCAUCUCAUUCUCUAUUAAAAUAGACCUACUUAUCCACGCCAUCUAAUCAUGGCAUUUGCAAACACAAAGCAAGGGAAGAAACAAGACCCAAACCAUCACAAACCAUCACAAAAUCGUGGAAGCCAUAAAAAAUGGGGAGGAAAUCAGAAUAACGGACGCAAUGGCUCUUACGCGUUCACAAACAACAAUACUAAUAGCAAUGGUCCUGUGGAAUCUAACUUUAAACAACCCGAGCCUUAUGUCGAAAGUCCAGACAUUGCAAAACUCAUGCACGAACGAAUGCUAUUUCUCCUGGUCCAUCUGACAGGUAGUGUUGUCCAUGUCACAGUUCGAGAUGGUACAAAAUUUGAAGGAGUCUUUCACGGUGCUUCUUCGGAGGGUGAUCUUGGUGUGUCACUCAAAAUGGCUCGGAAGAUCUACGAUCCUGCCGCCCCUCCGAGCGAAAACGGAAAGUCUAAUCCAGUCAAAAAGACUUUGUUGAUUGUUGCAAAAGAUCUGGUAGAAAUCAGUGCACCAGAUGUAGAUCUCACUGUAGGAGAAGGACCUGUCCAAGAUCGUGAUUCAUUCAAAACAGAUACAGAUAUUAGCAGUAAAAUGGAAUUUAAAGAACGCGAAUUACAUCGAUGGAAUCCUGAAGUACAAGGCAGUGCUUUGGAGUCGCUUGAAGAUAUGGAUGCCUCUGCAAAUAAUGCCGGGUCGUGGGAUCAAUUUGCGGCAAACGAGAAACUGUUUGGUCUCAAGACUGACUUUGAUGAGGAAAUAUAUACAACAAGGCUCGAUCGAUCAGCACCCGGGUACAAGGAUCGAGAGAAAAAGGCAAUUGAAAUGGCUAAUGAAAUUCAAAAGUCUACAACAACAAAUGUACAUUUGAUGGAAGAACGUGGAAUGGAAGUAGAAGAUAAUGGAAUGGACGAGGAAGACAGAUAUGGUGCAGUCGUACGUGAGGUAAACCCGAACAAGUAUAUGCCACCGGCUUUACGCAAGCUGCAACAACAACAACAACAACAACAACAACAACCAGCUGUAAAGAAAGAACCCUUGCAAGAAAAGCCUGUUUCAAAUCUUCCACCAAACAGUCCGCUCCACAAACUCACCACUGGAACACCCUCAAAAGCCGUCGCUCCAACCGGAGCUCCUCUUUCUUCUUCUCAUCCCAACAUGCGACAAGAAUCCAGUGCAGCACUCAGCAAAAUUGGAGGCAGUGUAAAGAAGCUUGGUGACUCUCCCUCAAGCAACAAACACAUCGAAGCAGAGAUCGCGACUACAUUUCGCCAGUUUGCCUUGGUUGAAAAGGACAAGCUCCAUGCAAAGAAGCAGGCGCUGCAGAAAAAAGAAAAGGACGGGCGCCUGGCUGAUCUGAGGAAUUUCCACAAAACCUUCAAGCUUAAUGUACCCGUUCCUCCUGAUCUUGUGCCUCUUUUGUCAAAAGGAAAAAAGAAAACCGGGUCUCCCGAAAGUGACAAGACAGUCAGCCUGCCUUCCCCCGAGGUUCUCAAUAAAGAGGCUAUUACCAAGGAAACAAUCAAAGAUGUGGCUAUUUCGACUGAAGAGAAAUACUCGGAGAAGUUUGAAAAAGAAUCAGCCUCGACUGCUUCUCCUCCUAUGGUAGCACCUGUUACUCCUCCUCCUACCGCUGCUGCUACUCCAGUUGCUGUUACCGUUGCUGCUGCUGCUGCCAACCCCGAGGAAUCUACAAAGUCUACUGUAGUAUCUGCAGCACCCAAGGCAUCUCUUGUCGGGUCCGGAUUCAAGUUUAAUGUCAAAGCUUCCGAAUUCAAGCCAAACCCUGUGGCACCUGCAUUUGUUCCUGGAGGAUCGCGCGUGGCUUCUAAUGAGUCGUCCCCAUUCUUUGCAGGCCGUUUGUUGAAGAAAGGGGGCUCUACAGAGCACCUUUCGGUAACAGAAAUGUUCUCGGCUCCUUUCUCACAUGGGAAGAAUGUGAGCCCCAGUUCUGUGGGACCUAUUUGGCCAUUCGGAAACAAGCCAUAUAGACACCAGUUUACUCAGUUUAUUCACUAUGAUGAAGACGUUUACACCGGUUAUCCUCCUCCCAAUUAUCCUUAUGGAUAUCCUCAGUAUCGCUAUCCUCAGCAAUAUAUGCCUGGUAUGGCUCCAAUUGCUGUUCAGCAACCUCCAGGAGCUCCUUACAUGAGUUCACAGUUUGUUCCCAGUGGACCCAUUAAUGGUGCACCGAUGCAACAUGGUGGAUCGCCUAUGCAGCAUGGCGGGGCCCCUCCGAAUGUUACAUAUAGCCCACAAAUGCCCAGUGGAUCACCCCACGGAUCUCCUUUCCCUCAAGGUUAUCCUUCUCCACAAAGGUCACCAAUGAUUCCGCAAGGGAUCCCACCACAUCAAGUGUACCAAUAUCAAGGAAACCCACCCCAUGGUGCUCCUAUGAUGAUGCGUUACCCUCCUGACAUGAUGCCUCCUAAUGGUUCAGGACCUUCUGUAAUGAUGCAACGGCCUAUGAUGGUAGAAUCUAAUAUGAUGCACUGCCCACCACAAGAACAUACUUCUCCUGAAAUACAGACGGACUAAAAACAAAAAGCAAAACAAAAGCAAAACAAAAAAAAACCAAAAAAAACCUUACCGACACACCAGUCCCACAUUAUACAACUUCCAUCAUUUUACACUAAAAUCUUCAAACACGCGCUCCCUCCUUCUACUGUAAAUUGCUUAUUCUUCAUUUCACUCUUUUACUCUUUCUUCAUUAUUCUUUUGAUAUUUGUUUUUUUUUUGUUUGUUUGAAAUGUCAAUUUGCGUUUGUUUUUUGAUACUUUAAAGCUAGCAGUAUGUUUCUGUUUCCUUUGUUUUUUUUGUAACAAGGAAGAGAACAAAGUAAAGAAAUAAAAACACACAUAUAUACAUAUAUAUAAAUAAAU
Messenger RNA from Phycomyces blakesleeanus NRRL 1555(-), 2916 nucleotides. RefSeq lists its product as hypothetical. Lineage: Eukaryota; Fungi; Mucoromycota; Mucoromycetes; Mucorales; Phycomycetaceae. Gene Ontology annotation, molecular function: RNA binding. The transcript is spliced from 12 exons. Gene Ontology annotation, biological process: cytoplasmic stress granule assembly. The record is from RefSeq and is a predicted model, not a curated record. Gene Ontology annotation, cellular component: cytoplasmic stress granule. Bases 83 to 2572 code for a protein of 829 amino acids.